UGUGCAUAGGUUAUGUUUUGUUUGUUACGGAAAAUAAAAGAAAUUACUUAAAUACUAUUAAAUACAUCCUCAGAUAAAGUCAAAACUUUAUCUGUUUGCUUUACUAGUUUCUUCUGAGAAAACACAAUGGGAGACGAAGAUGUUAUCCGAAGACGUCUUUUGAUUGAUGGCGAUGGUACUGGAGACGAUAGAAGACUGAACGUGUUAUUAAAAACGCUAAUAAAAUGGUGUAACAACACCGAUGAUAAACCGGAGGAGAGUAAAGCGACACACGAUCGCAUGCUAGCGCAACUAGCGCAAUGUGAAUUUGCUGUCACCAAAUCCCAGCUUGGUUCAGAAAUGAUGAACGCUGAGCUAGCCAGCUACGAAUCCUUGUCGAAAAUACUUGAAAACGGCAUAGAAAUAGCUAAAACAAACAUAGAGAAGAGCAAAGCUGAUCUACUUCAAGCCAAAACUGUUCGGAAAAACAGAAUCGAGUAUGAUGUGCUGGCUAAGGUAAUAAGUGAACAGCCAGACAGAAAAGAAACACUUGAACGGCUCGGGACUUUGAAAACAGAACUGGCCGGUUUGGAAACAACAAAGCAGCAACUGGAAAGCAGGUUGGCUUUAAGAAAAAAGCAAUUCCAUGUGCUGGUUACUUCCAUUCAUCAGUUGCAGGCACUUUUGGAUGAACCUGAUGAUACUGAGUCAAUUUCGGAUAUUGAGAUGAAAGAUAUAAGUAAUGAAUCUUAGCAAUAUAUGUUUGCCAUGUUGGCAAUAUUGUCAGCACAAAACUUUUUAACUAUUACUUAAACCUGAACUAUUUUUUAAUGAAGUAUCUUAAUGCAUAGAAGGUAAGAUUUUGAAGCAUUUUUGUUACAAGUUCAGUGUAUUAAAAUAAAAAAAAGAAAGAUUAUCAUACCAACAAUUUUGAUGACUUAAUAAUGUCUGUAUCUCCUCGGAAUAACAUAUUUUUAUUUGUGAAGCCUAGGUAUGUAAGGUUUUUUUUAUAUAAUAAAAGUUAAAAAAUCAUAAAA
This is a messenger RNA of Leguminivora glycinivorella, 1016 nucleotides long. It is a transcript of the gene thoc7, whose product is annotated as THO complex subunit 7 homolog. The coding region runs from base 127 to 732 and encodes 201 amino acids. The record is from RefSeq and is a predicted model, not a curated record. The transcript has 3 exons. Gene Ontology annotation, biological process: mRNA processing. NCBI's taxonomy places the organism in Eukaryota, Metazoa, Arthropoda, Insecta, Lepidoptera, Tortricidae. Gene Ontology annotation, cellular component: THO complex part of transcription export complex.